AUGUACAUAGAGCAGGGCGCGCCCACCUCACUCUACUCACGACUGCACGCGCUCCUCAGCGCACGGGGGAAAGGCACGGACGCUCAGCAUCCACCCUUAUCCGCCCAAACACCAGCCCUCAGCGUCCAGAGACCCGUUCUGGGCGUCCAACGGGCCGUCAUCUCUGAGGCGACGGUUCUGGGUGCCCAGAGACCGGCCAUGUGCUCGCAAGGACUCAUGUUCCCGGGAUCGCGAGGCGUGUUCCUGCCUCCACGUCCUGGGGAGCCAGUGCCGGGAACAUCGGGACCCGUGUUUAAUUCACUACAGUCCAUUGCGGUCGCUCGAGAACUCGUAUCCGGCUCGGGACCUGGAACCGGAUUGGUGUCUGAACGUCCGGGAUCGACGUCUGGCCCCCGGAGACCAGCACUCAGCUCUCAAGGACUAGUGUCUGGCGCGCAUAUAUAA
Parnassius apollo (apollo) is the source of this 444-nucleotide messenger RNA. The record is from the annotation of a GenBank genome assembly. Lineage: Eukaryota; Metazoa; Arthropoda; Insecta; Lepidoptera; Papilionidae.